Molecule: messenger RNA, 7338 nt
Organism: Vicugna pacos (alpaca)
Lineage: Eukaryota; Metazoa; Chordata; Mammalia; Artiodactyla; Camelidae
Source: RefSeq, a predicted model, not a curated record
GUUAGGAGUUGUGUAUCAUUCAAGGUGAAUCGGAGGGUUGCUUCGGAAAUACAUAUCUAUCAAUCACCUUUUCCCAAGCUCCAUAAAGUGUUUUAGUUUAUCCCAGUCUCUAGAAGAGGAAAAGCCGGAAGCGGAAGUGCCUUUCAUGACAACGUCCGGAAGAGGGUGCCAUGGCUGUCAGGGAGGAGGUGCUUUCCUUGCAGGCAGAAGUUGCGCAGCGGGAGGAGGAGCUGAGUUCCCUGAAGCAGAGGCUGGCGGCGGCUCUUGUGGCGGAGCAGGAGUCAGAGCGAUUGAUUCCGGUGUCACCCCUGCCGCCGAAGGCUGCCCUGUCCCGCGAUGAGAUUCUGCGCUAUAGCCGGCAGCUCGUACUGCCUGAGCUAGGUGUGCAGGGACAGCUGCGCCUGGCGACCGCGUCCGUGCUGGUCGUGGGCUGCGGGGGGCUCGGCUGUCCACUAGCACAGUACCUGGCGGCAGCCGGCAUCGGCCGCCUGGGCCUCGUGGACUAUGACGUAGUAGAAGUGAGCAACCUGGCCCGCCAAGUGCUUCAUGGCGAGGCACUGGCUGGCCAGGCCAAGGUCUUUUCGGCCGCCGCCUCACUGCGCCGUCUCAAUUCGGCAGUGGAGUGCGUGCCCUACGCCCAGGCGCUUACGCCAGCCACGGCGCUAGAUCUCGUCCGCCGCUAUGACGUGGUGGCUGACUGCUCCGACAACGUGCCUACUCGGUACCUGGUUAACGAUGCAUGUGUGCUAGCCGGCCGGCCUCUGGUGUCGGCCAGCGCUCUGCGCUUCGAGGGCCAAAUCACAGUCUACCAUUAUGGUGGUGGGCCUUGCUAUCGCUGCAUAUUCCCCCAACCGCCUCCAGCGGAGACGGUCACCAACUGCGCGGAUGGCGGGGUGCUUGGUGUGGUGACUGGGGUCCUGGGCUGCCUGCAGGCGUUGGAAGUGUUGAAGAUCGCUGCAGGUCUGGGCCCCUCGUACAGUGGCAGCCUGCUACUCUUCGAUGCCCUCAGAGGACAUUUCCGCUGUAUUCAGCUCCGGAGACGCAGGCCGGACUGUGCAGCUUGCGGGGAGCGGCCCACUGUGACUGAUCUGCAGGACUAUGAAGACUUCUGUGGCUCCUCAGCCACAGAUAAGUGCCGCUCCCUGCAAUUGCUGACCCCAGAGGAGCGAGUUUCUGUCAUCGACUAUAAGCGACUUCUGGAUUCUGGGUCACCCCAUCUGUUGCUGGAUGUCAGGCCUCAAGUGGAAGUGGACAUCUGUCGUUUGCCUCACGCCCUGCACAUCCCUUUGAAAUAUUUGGAACGGAGGGAUGUGGAGAGCCUGAAACUCUUAGGAGAAGCAAUCCAGGUAGGGAAGCAGGGCACCCAGGAAGGGGCCUCUCUUCCCAUUUAUGUGAUUUGCAAACUGGGCAAUGACUCGCAGAAAGCCGUGAAGAUCCUGCAGUCCUUAACAGACUUAAACUCUGUAACAGUUCAGGAUGUUGUGGGGGGCCUCAUGGCCUGGGCUGCCAAAAUCGAUGGAACAUUUCCACAGUACUGAGGUGGCUGGUAGAGUUAGACAUGGGACAGAGUCAGUGAAAGAUUGCCAUGGCUUUUUUGUUUGUUUUGCAUUUUCUUCAGUAAUGUAUGGGAGAGCCUGGGAUUCUGCAGUAUCUGUGAAUACGUGAACUUAUUUCUAUAACGGGCUUUUAAGUUGUAAUUUCUUGAAUGGUGUAGUUAUUAAUGAGUUAUAAUACUGUUCCUGAGAACUGUCCUGUGUUUUCAGCACUUGGAUGGUGUCCUGAAGAGGUGAGAAAUAAUGUCACAGGACUUUGUGUUUUGAACUGCAGAUCAUUUGCCUCUCCUGCUGUAAUGUGUUUUUUUUCUGACCUCUCCCAUGUAAAGGGCUCUUUAAAUUGUCCAUUUAAUUCUUGGAAAGGUGUAGUAAACUUACUGAUGUUACAGAAUCCAAGCUCAUACUGCUCGCUGCAGGACAAGCCAGUAAGUCUAGAGAUGAGUUGUUGGGGCAAGGAAUAAUGACAAUUUGGAAAGCCAGCAGACUGAAAAGUUUCCCAAAGAACUGUCUUACUUGUGUUAGAAUUCAGGCUUCUGUAUUAAAAGGGGAGGGGAUAUGAUUGGUUGUUGCAAAGUUCUUGGUGUCAGGAAUCCUUUGUUCUUUCAGCUGUCCUGUAGGUCAGGUCAGGAUGUUCCUGUAAACCUUCAACAAGACAAACCUUAUUCUCUGUUCUGAGACUUCUUCUCUCUAUAGGAAUGGGAAAAUGUUACACCUUUAUAGGUCAGAGCCUUGAGAAUGGGUUGUCAUGUAUAUUUCAGGCUACUGGCAACAUUCUUAACUGGUAGCAAAAGCAAUAGAAUCCAAAGGUUAAAGUAUCUAAUGUGGAGUCAGAUUUGCUCUUCUCUGGUACACCGAAUUGAUCAUAGGUGGUUAUACUUAAGAUCAGUUUAUUGUUUACUAAGACAUUCUUUGGAUAUUCUUCAGAUGAUAGACUUAUGUCCUAGAGAAAUCAGUGUUUAAAAUGUAUGUUGUUAAAACAUUAAAAUUAUCUGGGAAGUGGUCAUUCUAUUAAACAUUUUGAAUUAAUAUCCAAGUGAGGUAUUUGCAGUCUACCAAGAUAGAAAUCACCUUUGUAGCCUGUCAGUUUCUUUUAUAAAUUGCUGGGUUUUUUUCUUAUUAGCUUCAGAGUCCACCUUACAUUAUACACACAUAAAAAUUUCUAAACUGUACACUGUGGUUUGGCUUGUGUUGGAAUCUUCAAGUCCAAGUCCCAACUUUCUGCCCUCCCCUGUCCUUUUUUCCCUAUCCAGUUUGUUUUUGUUUUUUGUUUUUUGUUUUUUUUUUGGCUUUACUACAGUAAAGCCUACAUUUGGCCAGGAUGCCAAAUGCAAUAUUGAAUUGAAGUGCAAUAGUGAACAUUCUUCUCUCCUUCAUGAUUUCAGGUGAAAAACUUUGAAUAUUUGACCAAUAUUACUUGUUACUGCUUUACUGUAGAUAAAUAUCCUGUAUCAGACUCAAUAAGUUUCUGUUUAUAGUUUGAUAAGAGUUUUCAUUGAAUUCAUCAAAUGCUUUUUCUGCACUUUUAUAUACUCUUAUCUCCUGUUAAUGUUGUGAAUACAUUGUUUUUUUUUUUUUUUUAUUGUGGCAAAAAAACACAUGACAUAAAAUUCACCUUCCCAGUAGUCUCCAUGUAUAUAAUACUGUCAGCUACAUGCACGUGCUGGGCAACAAAUUCCAGAACACCCCAUCCUGCAUGACUGAGACUUUACACCCACCAAACAGCUCCCAACUCUCCCCUUUAAGUUGCUUUUGUUAUUUGGAUUUAAUCUCUUCCAGCAUUUUAUAAUAGUAUAAAAUGUAGAUUUUUAAAUGUUUAUUUUCUUAUUAAACAGCACUUUCAUGAAAUGGUAGUUAUACUGCCCUACUUCCAACAUAUACAACAAAAUUAAAAGCAACAUUUUGGUAUAUGACUAUAUGUUAGUGGCAAAUUGACAAUCCAUGCCAUGUCAAAAGGGGGCCUCUAUUGUCCAGCUGAGUGUUGUAUGCAGCCCCAUAAUCGUCAGAAACCACAGAUGUAAAUGUGGAAUCUUUGUAUGUCUGACUACAGAUUUUUUUUAAAGUUUAAAAGCAUUGUGAGCCAGACAAAACCCUUUGCAGGUCAGAAUCUGUCAUUAGUUUGCAGUCUGAUACUCUCGUUUUAUUAGAAAAGGAUAGUACAGUCAAACUGGGAAUUAGGGUAGUCAUCGCCUUUUGACAACAUUGUAGCUCAUUUCUGAAUAACCGUGCUUAUUGUGUCAUAGGCCUUUCUCUGUUAUAAAGGUGGAACAGGUCCCUUAUGACGGUUUCUCCCAAGGAGAGUUGGAAGUAAGUGACAGACCUGGGGAGGAGAACAAACAUGGCAGGCCUCCGCCUCACUUUUUAUUCCUGGGACAAAAGCUGAUUCUCACACAUACCAACGGACAUAGGAACUAUUUCAUACUGUAAAGGCUGAUGUCCUGAAGUUAGGCGGUUUUUGUAUUCCUACAAACCUGGUUGUCACUGGGACAGGCAACAGAAGCUGACCGUGACUGGUUAAGUGGGAAAAGGGCUUAUUAAGGUGAUAUGAGGUGCUUUUGAGAAUUUGGGGGACAAACUCAAAAGCUAUCCUUCCAAGGAACGAUGCCCCAGACCAUGUACGGAACUGACGUGAGAACGCUGUCUAUGCUCUGCUGCCCCAUCGAGUACUAGAGGAAGCUGCCAGCAUAGCCUCCCCCAUAGCCUCCCCACCCCACUUCUCUCCAGAAAGCCCAGCAGUUCAGCCACAGCUCGGGGCAGAGAGCAGAGUUGCUUUACAUUGGUCUUUUCUGAGUCAGUCUUACGAGGGUGUGUCUAGUAGGUAGACCAUCGCGUGCCUUCAUCCUAGCUACAAGAGUAGCUGGGAAUUUGAGUUAUGAUGUCUACAAGAGGGAGCCAGAACUCAUAAUCUGGGAUUUUUCUCCACUUAGUGGAAGAUUUUUAUUCUUUGAAAUUUUGUUUUCUAUGGCUAGGUUUUUACAGUCAGAUGGGAUUUGAACUUGAUCACUUUUUUCCUUUUCAUUUAACAAACAUCAAGUAUACUAGUUACCAUUCUCAGCUCUGGGAUAAAGAUGAAUAAGAGAUAUCCUACAGCUAUGGAAUUUACACCUAAAUAGGAGUAGACAAGUCAACAAGUAAAUUAGUGAUAAAUGCCACAAAAGAAACGAAACUGAUGUAAUGGGGUGGGGAAGGAGGAGCCAUUUUGGGUAGAUUAAUUAGGAGAAACCUACGGAGCAAAGUUGACAUUAAACCCCAAACCUGAAUGGGGAAAAGAAGCCAAUCAGAUCUGGAAGAACAUCUGAUACUGGAAGAAAAACAGUGGGAAGACCCUAAGACAAACUUGUCAUGCUCAGGAAACUGAAGAGGCAGGUUGGGUUGUGAACCACUGGGGGCAGUAGAACAAGGUGAAGUUUAGGGAGACAGGGAACAUACCAUGUAGGGUGUAGAAUGUAAUAGGAGUUUUUUAUUCUAAGUAAAAUAACAACUAACAAUUGAGCAGUCCUGGUGAUUUGCGAUUCAAACCCAGGUGGUUUGGCUGAAGACCCAUACUGCCCUAAGCAGUACGCUAUGCUGUGUUCUCAGUGAGAGCUUUGUGACUGUGUAUGUUUUCAUUUUUGAAAAGCAGUCUCUGCCCUGAUAACCAUGGAAUGGAAAAGCUUGUAUUUCAGAAGCAAUAGGAACGAACUGAUGCAUUUGGUUUACAGAUCUCUCUCUAGGGAAGGAACCCUAGACCGAAAUCCUUGGGAGCCCUCUGACACCAGUGUGUCAUGUGGGCAAUGUCCAGUUAACCCAGAGUCACUUUGAUUAGGGAAAGUGAGAAAGUCUCAAUGUCAGGGGCCACAGCUCGUAAAUGAAAUGGUGCCAAGGGGAGGGGGGCUAAACAAGGGCAGUGAGUCUCCUGAGAGUGUUCCCAUGGGAGAGGAGGGCUUUUUUUUUCAAGCUUGUUUAUUUUUAAUUAGCUGUUCCCUCGCACAGCAGCAGAGGGUCCCCCCUCAGAGCCUGAGGUCAGGUACAUGGCCCAGUUUGCUCUACCCAGGAGAAGAUUACUUUCAUAGGUUUUAUUUUCUCAGGGUUCCAUAGGUAACAUGAGGUAGCCCUAUCCAGGUAAAAGUAAAAUCUCAUCACUUGAAAUCAUGCAUCUGCCUUAAGAUUCAGGAUAAUUCUGGAGUCGGUUGGGAAUAUUAGGAAAACUAGCAUAGUGCAGGAGUGGGAAGGGUUUUUGGAAAUAAAAUGGUAAAAGGGGUUAAUUCAUGCCUUUGAUUUCUGAAGCACUCAAGAUGUGAGAGAAAAGCUAAUUAAACCAGCCCAGAAUUUGGGUGAUAAAUAAGAUACAUACAGUUUACUGUAAUUUACUAUGAGAUCCUACAUAUUGACACUGAUUCUGGCUUCUAAUCUUUAGUCCAAUUAUUCAGAAUUUAAAAGACAACAAAUUGUGAUUUAUCCAGCUGUUUCGUUCCUGACUUUUAAUGCCAUUUGUUGGACAGGUUGCUGAAGAUAAAGAAAAAGGCUUAUAUCUUAGAAUUUCCCUUCUUGGUGGCACCUUGGUUAAAAAGGUGCCAGAGUAGGGUGACAUUGAUGGAAGAUGUUUUGGGCAUAAUUUUGUUUUUUGUUCUCUUGUUUUAUUUUUUGAUAGGGGGAGAUAAUUAGGUUUAUUUACUUUAAUGGCAGUACUGGGGAUUGAACCCAGGACCCUGUACAUGCAAGAAAUCUACUCUACCACUGAGCUAUAACCUCCCUGAGCAUUUUUAAUUAGUAUUUUCCUUACCCAGUGCUUCCAGAUGAGGGAGUACUGAAACGAAUUGGAAUUUAGCAGACCAAAGUUCAGGUGGGUUGAAGCAGUUGACUCUCAAGUACGAGAAAACCCCCAGGCAAGCCUGCUAUGUGUAAGAGCCAAGAGAAGCAGUGCUCUUACAAUCUUGAUUUAGUCACCCUGGGUAAACUUGAGGUUGUUUACCCGAAAGCUCCCCACUCCCACCUUCCUCCCUGCUGGUAGGGCUGAACGUGGCAGAGUCCUUUCCUAGCCUCCCCUACAGUUUUUGAGGAACCUGUGCUUCUAAACAAUUUCUUCCAUCAAAUACAGUUCAAAUCCAUCUCCUUCUCACUAUCUCCACUGCUGCUCCCCUAAUCAAGCCAUCUCUCCAUCAGAGGUAUGGCUUUUAAGGAACACACACACACCGUCAAUCACACCACUGAGUACCAAAAGUACGACUGCUCUUAAGUCUUGAGAUAGAAGAGGUACCUGUGUACAGCAGGGACCGGACUACCAGCCUCGUGAUAUUUUUGUUAAGUAUAGAUGUCCUUUUGGUAGUCUUGAAAUCUGUGAAGGAAAAUAGGACUUUUAGAUCACGUUUCUCUUACUGAUGUAGUGAACAAUAGUUAUCUAUUUUGCCCAGAGCGGAAAGGGAUUUGCAGACUCAAAAACUCCAGGGGCUAAGCAAAUGAGAAAUGAGUAAAGGUGCUCGCUAGAAUUGUGAUGAAGUGGGAGUACCUGGCUCACUGAAAUCUACUGCACAGCUGGCUCGCUUUGUCAGGCAGGAAUGUGGGUACAGUGUUGACAGACCUAUCAGUGUUUUAAGAAAAUAGGAACAUUUGAAGUUUUCUCUGAAAUCUCCUAAUUUUCAAUGUCAAAAAAAAUUUUUUAAUUCUGAAACUGUUUACCAGUUGAAAUAAACCCACAGGAGGCUGGAUAAAGUCUUUAGGCUUAAACAGGAAAAACCAAACAAAAGAACCCAAAACACGUGGUUUGAGUUAUUAUCUUUGCACUUCAAAAUUACAUAAAAAUAAAAAGUUU